This is a messenger RNA of Aphanomyces invadans, 357 nucleotides long. RefSeq lists its product as hypothetical. The transcript has 2 exons. The coding region runs from base 1 to 357 and encodes 118 amino acids. Lineage: Eukaryota; Oomycota; Saprolegniomycetes; Saprolegniales; Verrucalvaceae. The record is from RefSeq and is a predicted model, not a curated record.
AUGCAACGCCUCGGGUACAAUGAGCAGACCUUGCUGGAGAACGCUUACAACCAGCAGGCUGUAUGGGAUCUCUCGGACCAGCCGGGUACUACCCCUGGAGUGGCGAUGCAUCGGGCGCUCCGUUUGGGUGACCUAUCGGAUGGCCUGGACGAGGAUGAAGGCAUGUGUUGUGCGACACCUGAGUUGGGAUCAACCUCGGACACGGACGACGCCGACCAAGUGCGAAUCGUUCUGAUGGCCAAGGUCGACGAUGCGGUUGCUCAGGGCAUGGACGACAUGGCCGUGGAAGUCCUCAGGACUUCCACGGCCCAUCUGAAGCCUGGGAGUACCUGGAGCAGCAUGUGCGCGAGUUGGUAG